Messenger RNA from Xylaria bambusicola, 2772 nucleotides. RefSeq names its product P-loop containing nucleoside triphosphate hydrolase protein. Gene Ontology annotation, cellular component: translation release factor complex. The record is from RefSeq and is a predicted model, not a curated record. NCBI's taxonomy places the organism in Eukaryota, Fungi, Ascomycota, Sordariomycetes, Xylariales, Xylariaceae. The transcript has 11 exons. Gene Ontology annotation, biological process: translation; nuclear-transcribed mRNA catabolic process, deadenylation-dependent decay; translational termination. Bases 190 to 2334 code for a protein of 714 amino acids. Gene Ontology annotation, molecular function: GTPase activity; translation release factor activity; GTP binding.
CACCGCGAAACACCCACCUUCAAUCAAGUUUCGAGCCGCAGCAACUUUCUCAAGACUUGAGUCUGUAUCCGUCAGCUCGUUUUGUGCGCCUAAUACCUAAGUAGUCGCUGAAGUUUCCCGCACGCGACCUUUCGAUACCCUGUCAUAGUUCGAUAGCUUCGGGGCUCGACAAGCCAACAAACCGCCAACAUGUCGGAUCUCAACUCCUGGGAAGAUGACCCCGCCGCUCAGGAUGACAACCUGUCGCGCCAGACACAGCAGAUGAACCUCAACAAUAACCCCGCCGCCGCGCAAUCAUUCCGACCCGGCGCCGCCUCCUUCCAGCCCACUGCGCACUCUUUCCAGCCGGGCCAGCAAGCCUAUGGUUACAGCCAAUAUCAGCAGCCCCAACAGGCUUACUACGGCGGCCAGAACUACUACCCUCAAUACGGCCAGCCCGGCGGAUACAACCAGCAAUAUGGCCAGGGCUACGGCAAUAUCUACGGUCAACAAGCCGGCUAUAACCAGGGCUACGGUCAACCCAAUUACCAACAGCAGCCUCAACAGCCUCAACAGCCCACUCAACAAGCCCCUCCUACUAUUGCUAAGCGUCCCGACCAAGCCGCCACGGCCUCCUCAGACCUGAACAAGCCCGUAGUUACCAAGGAGGGAGGCACCAAGGUUUUGAGCAUAGGGGGGGAUGCGGCCAAACCCAAGGCCGCCAAAGUACUCUCAAUCGGCAUGCCAGCAGCACCAAAGGACGAGCCCAAGGAACCCAAGGCAGAGCCAAAGGCGGCAACUGAGGACGGUGCUGCUGAGAAGAACACUGCCGCCGACGCCGGCGCAAAAGCAACGGCUACGAAAGCCAUUGAGAAAACAGGCGAAUCUACCAAAACGUCCAAGACUGCUAGCGGGAAGACCUCGCCUACACCGUCAUCCGGCCGAUCAAGCCCAUCUAGGGGCGCUAAGGGUGCUAGUCGUGACGCCGAUGCCGUUAUGAACGAACAGACCGCCGACGUCGACGAAGAAACGCUAAAGGAAAUCUAUGGUAAAGAACAUGUAAACGUCAUCUUCUUAGGCCACGUUGAUGCUGGAAAAUCAACUCUAGGUGGAAGUAUUCUUUACGCGACUGGCAUGGUAGAUGAGAGAACAAUGGAUAAAUACAAGAGAGAAGCAAAGGAACUAGGCCGAGAGUCCUGGUGGUUGUCAUGGGCCUUGGAUCUUACCAAGGAGGAAAGAGCAAAGGGUAAAACCGUCGAAGUUGGACGAGGCUUCUUUGAGACCGAAAAGCGCCGAUACAGUAUCCUCGAUGCCCCCGGUCACAAGACAUAUGUACCUUCGAUGAUUGGCGGUGCUGCUCAAGCCGACGUUGGUGUUCUAGUCAUCAGUGCCCGUAAGGGUGAAUACGAAACUGGUUUCGAGAAGGGCGGACAGACCAGAGAGCAUGCUAUGCUUGCUAAGACUCAAGGAGUUAAUAAACUUGUGGUCGUCAUCAACAAGAUGGAUGACACAACAGUUGAAUGGUCACACGAUCGAUACAAGGAAUGCACUGCCAAACUAUCGCAAUUCUUGAAAGGUGUUGGUUACAACAAGGGCGAUGUAUUCUUCAUGCCCAUUGCUGCCCAGCAGUUAAUCAACAUCAAGGACAGAAUUCCUCCUGGCGUCUGCUCCUUCUAUGAUGGACCCUCACUACUAGAAUACCUAGAUGGCAUGCAAUCCCUAGAACGCAAAGUCAAUGCUCCUUUCAUGAUGGCAGUCGCAGGAAAGUAUCGUGAUCUAGGAACCAUGGUCGAAGGCAAGAUCGAGGCUGGCGUUUGCCGAAAGGGUAUGAGUUUAAUAAUGAUGCCCAACAAAGAGAAGGUUGAGAUUGCUGCUCUAUACGGCGAGACGGAAGAUGAAAUCCAGAUCGGCCAGUGCGGUGAUCAGGUUCGAAUGCGCCUUCGAGGCAUUGAAGAAGACGAUAUCUCACCUGGUUUCGUUCUAUGCAGCCCCAAGCGGCUAGUUCAUAACGUCAAGGCCUUUGAGGCACAAAUCAGAAUUCUAGAAUUGAAGUCUAUCCUCACCGCAGGCUUCAACUGUGUACUCCACGUGCACGCUGCCAUUGAGGAGGUGACGUUUGCGGCUUUGCUUCACAAGCUACAAAAGGGAACCAACAGGAAGAGCAAGCUUCCCCCAUCCCACGCAAAGAGGGGCGACAGCAUUAUUGCUCGGAUGGAAGUUACUGGUGGUGCUGGUUCAGUGUGCGUUGAGACCUUCGAGGACGCACCACAACUUGGUCGCUUCACCCUCCGUGACCAGGGACAAACCAUCGCCAUUGGAAAGAUCACAAAACUCAUCACUGAGGAAAAUUCUUAAAGAACUUAAAGUGCCAACAGUCAGUCCCGUGGACGGACACUGCUUUUACAGCUCAGCAAUGCCCGGAUAAAUGCAUCUUUACAAGUCUCAGCUGAAUUUCAGCCUUGUGUCUUGCCUAUCUGUCUAAAUGAGCUAGAGAAUUAAGGCAUCUGUCUAUCUGUGCUCAUAUUAGGCACCCGGGAAAACAAUGAAUGGGCUGGCUGGCUCCUAAAGGGGGCUCAUCAAGGUUGGGAAGCUGCGCGAUGGUGCGCCAUAGAAUCGGGGCCGGGCAGGCGAAAAAAUCAUAUCUUAUCGCUCUUUCUAGAUAGUGAAAGCCAGGAUGGAGUUCGCUAUUGAAUGGAUUGACUGACUGACUGACUAAACUGCCAUAUGGAAAGAUUAGGUAUAGAUUUUAGCAUACUUUUCAAAAGGAGAAUAUGAACAUUAUGAAACCAGAGA